AGUAAAGCCUGCUUCAAACUUCUCAGCUGUUGACAGGCUUGACUUGCUGAGAACACUGGUUAAAUAUAGCACAAGUGAACUGAGCUCAACAGUCAUUGCUGUAACAGUGUGUGAAGAGACCAGAAGAGGGGAAAUACAAUCUGAGAACUAAACUGCCAAAGCCUAACACCACCUAGCAACAGUUGAAAAAACUUUUAAACAAAGUCUGAGUGAAACACAGAGAGAGCAUACCUCUUAUUUCUCCUGACUGGGAUUUCUCUGGGAAGAAACUACGUUCCUCUUCUGCUCUCUACCCUAUUUCCUGCAUUACUUCAGCUGCUGGUAGACCUUGAAAAGUGGAAAAAGCUUAUCUCUGUGGUUCUUUUGGGCUGAAUGUGAAAACUGCCCGGGAACUGUGUAGUAUUGUGGGGCAAGCUACUUUGAUCUUCUAGGAGUAAACUGUCACUGUAAAGGAUAUAAUCCAAGGUACUUACUGCUGUCAGGUAGGGAUGAGAUCCCGAAACCAAGGUGGGGAAAGCUCAUCCAGUGGGCAUUAUUCCAGUUCUAAGCCUGUCAUUAGCAAUGCAGAGAAUGAAAGUUUUCAGGAAGAUGCCAGGAAAAAGAACAAGUCCAAUUGGAAGGAAGAUGAAGUUAUGGUAUCAGCAACUGUCAAACGACACUCAAAAUCACCUGGUUCCAGUGAACGGAAGAAGAAGAAAUCAAUAGAGCUUUCUAAGGAGGACUUGAUCAAACUCCUCAGUAUAAUGGAAGGAGAACUGCAGGCCAGGGAAGAUGUGAUCCAUAUGCUGAAGACAGAGAAGACCAAACCUGAAGUUUUAGAAGCUCACUAUGGAUCUGCGGCUCCAGAGAAUGUCCUAAGAGUAUUACACAGAGAUGCAAUCCUUGCUGAAGAAAAAUCCAUAGGGGAAGAUGUCUAUGAGAAACCUAUUUCAGAGCUGGACAGACUUGAAGAAAAGCAGAAGGAGACUUACCGACGCAUGUUGGAACAGCUCCUGCUGGCAGAGAAGUGCCACCGGCGCACAGUUUAUGAGCUGGAAAAUGAGAAGCAUAAGCAUACGGAUUACAUGAACAAGAGUGAUGACUUUACCAACCUCUUGGAGCAGGAGCGUGAAAGGUUAAAGAAGCUUCUUGAACAGGAAAAGAUCUAUCAAGCCCGGAAGGAGAAAGAAUAUACAAAGAGACUCAAUAAAUUAAGAGAAGAACUAGUUAAACUCAAAUCAUUUGCACUCAUGCUGGUGGAUGAAAGACAAAUGCAUAUUGAACAGCUUGGUCAGCAAAGUCAGAAAAUACAGGAUCUUACUCAGAAACUAAAAGAAGAAGAAGAAAAGCUUAAAGUUAUUAGUUCAAAAACAAAAGAAGAUGGACAAAAACUGAUGAAGUUAGAAUCAGAACUUGAACACAAGACAUCAACAUUUUCUCAAGAAAAUGAGGAGAUGACUGCUAAACUGGCUAAUCAAGAGUCACAUAACAGACAGCUCAGGCUUAAGUUGGUUGGUUUGACUCGUAGAAUAGAAGAGCUGGAAGAAGCCAACAAAAACCUUCAAAAAUCUGAAGAAGAACUACAGGAAUUAAGAGAUAAAAUAGCAAAAGGGGAAUGUGGGAACUCUAGCUUGAUGGCUGAGGUGGAGAACCUUCGCAAGCGUGUGCUUGAAAUGGAGGGCAAAGAUGAGGAGAUCACAAAAACUGAAUCCCAGUGCAGAGAGCUGAAGAAGAAACUUCAAGAGGAAGAACACCGUAGUAAAGAGUUGAAACUUGAAGUGGAAAAAUUGCAAAAGAGAAUGUCAGAACUGGAAAAGCUGGAAGAAGCUUUCAGUAAAAGCAAGUCUGAUUGUACCCAGCUGCACUUAAACCUGGAGAAAGAAAAAAAUUCAACCAAAGACUUGAUAAAUGAGCUAGAUACAGUGAAGACCCGAGUGAAAGACUUGGAAUCUUCAGAAAGUAGAUUGGAAAAGGCUGAGUUAAGCUUAAAAGAUGACCUUACAAAGCUGAAGUCAUUUACUGUCAUGUUGGUUGAUGAAAGAAAAAAUAUGAUGGAAAAAAUAAAACAAGAAGAAAAAAAAGUUGAAGGUCUGAACAAGAAUUUUAAGGUGGAACAAGGCAAAGUUAUGGAUGUGACUGAGAAACUGAUAGAGGAAAGUAAGAAAUUUUUGAAACUGAAGUCUGAAAUGGAGGAAAAAGUGUCCAAUUUGACAAAGGAAAGAGAUGAGUUAAUCAGCAAACUGAAAAAUGAAGAAGAAAAAUCCUCUGAACUGAAUUGUAGAGUUGAUCUGCUGCAGAAGAGAAUUGAUGGUAUAGAGGAAGUAGAAAGAGAAAUAGCAAGAGGUCGAGCCAGAAAAGGACUAGAACAAACUUGCCAUGAGGAUAACAAGAUUAAGGAACUAACCAUUGAAAUUGAAAGACUUAAAAAACGCCUCAAGCAACUGGAAGUGGUUGAAGGAGAUUUGAUGAAGACAGAGGAUGAGUAUGAUCAGCUGGAGCAGAAAUUUAAGACUGAGCAGGACAAAGCCAACUUCCUGUCUCAGCAACUGGAGGAAAUGAAGCUCCAGAUUGCUAAAAACAAAGCAAUAGAGAAGGGUGAAGCUGUGAGUCAGGAAGCAGAGCUGAGGCACAGGUUUCGGUUAGAGGAGGCCAAAAGCAGAGAUUUGAAAGCAGAAGUGCAAGCUCUGAAGGAAAAAAUUCAUGAGUUGAUGAACAAAGAAGACCAGCUUUCCCAGCUCCAAGUUGAUUAUUCAGUUCUUCAGCAGCGUUUUAUGGAAGAAGAAAAUAAGAACAAUAGCAUGGGGCAGGAGGUCCUAAGCUUAACAAGAGAGUUAGAGCUUUCUAAGCGAUACAGCCGUGCCCUGAGACCAAGUAUAAAUGGCAGAAGAAUGGUAGAUGUUCCUGUGACAUCCACUGGAGUGCAAACUGAUGCAGUAAGCAGUGAAGCAGCAGAAGAAGAAAGUCCAGCUGUGUUCAUAAGGAAAUCUUUCCAAGAGGAAAAUCAUAUCAUGAGUAACCUGAGACAGGUAGGCCUGAAGAAACCCAUGGAGCGCUCAUCUGUGCUUGAUAGGUAUCCCCCAGCAGCAAAUGAGCUUGGAAUGAGAAAAUCUUGGAUACCAUGGAUGAGAAAGAGAGAAAAUGGACCCCAGACAACUCAUGAUAAAGGAACGCGAACACAUGGCAGUCCAGAACAUCCUGGGGAGGUUGUACUUUCACCAAAACAGGGACAGCCUCUUCACAUUAGGGUGACUCCAGAUCAUGAAAACAGUACAGCUACUUUGGAAAUAACCAGUCCAACAUCUGAAGAAUUCUUUUCAAGUACCACAGUCAUCCCUACCUUGGGAAAUCAGAAACCACGGAUUACCAUCAUUCCAUCUCCAAAUGUUGUACCCCAAAAGGGAAAGAGUAGUGAGAGCACAAUGGGUCCAGAGCGUGCUAUGUCACCUGUUACUAUAACGACUUUCUCCAGAGAAAAGUCCUCAGAAGGAGGGAGAACUCCCUUUAUGGAUAGACCCACAUCCCCCAUUCAGAUUAUGACGGUAUCUACGUCUGCAGCACCAGCAAAAAUCUCUGUCUCUCCAGAAUCACAAGAUAUGACCAUGGGAAGGGCUGUCUUCAAGGUAACACCAGAAAAACAAACUGUCCCGACACCAGUCCGGAAGUACAAUGCCAAUGCCAACAUUAUAACCACAGAAGACAACAAAAUACACAUCCACUUAGGUUCUCAGUUCAAACGCUCUCCUGGUGCCACUUCUGAGGGUGCAAGUCCUGUGAUAACAGUCAGACCAAUGAAUGUAGCAGCAGAAAAAGAGGUUAUGACUGGUACUGUCCUUCGUUCCCCCAGGAACAAUCUAUCCGCAAGGUCAGGAGCAAGCAAAGUAACAAGCACCAUCACUAUAACUCCGGUUACAACAUCCUCCACACGAGGAACCCAGUCAAUGACAGGACAGGAUGGGUCAUCACAGAGACCUACACCCACCCGCAUUCCUGUGUCAAAAGAGAGUGUCAUCAUUCAUCAGUUACGCAUGAACUCUAGAUGAAAUACUACAUCAAAUGUAUUCUGUAUGUGUGCACUUCCUUACUACAAGAGUUGGAUGGAUCACUGUUGGAAGCUCUUUACCAUUACUGCCAGGGGCUCCAAUGCUACUGAUUACUUAUGGAAGUAUCUAUUGCUUCCACUGGAUAUUUGUUUUGUUUGGGGUUUUUUCUUAGACUUUAAAAAAUGCAAUGGCGUUGCUAAUAUUUUCAAAGUAUAUAGUGAGAGAGAGCAGCAGUUUUGCUGCCAAAUGAAUUUUACUCUUCUUUUGCAAAGCAUAAGGCAUAUGCUUGAUUUUGUUUGGUGUUUGCUAUAUAAUUUAUUUUUAUAAUACACUUUGUAAUGUAAUUUUCCCUAAGCCUUCCAAUUUCUAUUGUCCAUGGCACAUUUAUAUGUAGAACACUGUCAAAUUCUGAAAGUGUUGAUUGAUAUUUUUCUAUUAGAGAGCCUGUUAAGAAAUUACAUGUUAACAACAGUGCAUUUUUAAAUGGAAGACGUACUGUACUCAACACAAAUUUUCCUGCCACCUUAUAACUCUGUGAGACUAAAUGUUCUGAAGACUGCUGUACAGGAUAUACUGUUAUAAGUUUUUUGCACUGUGCGGUGGUUUGGCGUAAAACUGAGUACUAAAAUCCAGAGUCCUAAAGUACUACCUGACUUCAUAGAUUGAUUUGAAAUACUGCAAACCAGUGUUCGUUAAGCUGUGAUUUUUUUUUUUACGUGUGUUUUUACUUCUGCCUGUACCAUAAAGUCAAUUUUCAUUACACUAUAACAAAUAAAUUUUCACUAGUAUGCAAACACAACCGAAUGUCUGAAUGGUAAUACUAAUUUCAGAAGGCUGACCCCAUUUCAGUUGUUUAUAGAGAAGGACACGCAUGAUUUUGGCAGUUGCUGCCCUUAGGUUAGUAUUUGAUACCAUAUUAAAGUGCAUGCAUACAUACAUAAAGUUGACCCUGAUAUUGCCAAGUGCUUUAAAGAAAAAUCCAUUGCCUGACAGAGCUAAUGAUAUUAUUGUUUCUAGCUGUGCUUUCUUGACACUAGCAAAUAAAUCACAAACUGAACUUAAAUUUUAUAUCAGCAGCCCUGGGAAGCUGGAACAUAAGAAGCAGCAAAGUGAGAAUUCUAUGGCAGCUCUUAAAAUAAAAAUGAUAUUUCACAGACUUCUUAAUAAGAUGCAAUACAAACUGCAUACAGUAUAACUUCAUAAAUCCAGCAUGCUCAGGACCGAGCAUCUACCGGAAAUUUGAAAAUUCCGGAGUUUUGAAACUGGAGCGGUGGCUGGUCAUGGAGCGGGGGAUGGGGAUAGCAGCAGCUGAUCCUGGAGCAGUGGCCGUACAUGGAGUGGGGUGGUGGACGGCGGCAGGAGCUGCCACAUGCAAGCUUCCCCCUCUGUGUCUUGGGAGGCGGGGGGUUGUGGCGGCCAGUCCCAGAGCAGCGAUGCGGGGUGGUGAAUGGUGGUGGUAGCCAUUGCGUGCUAGCUUCCACCUCUGUGGCUGGCAGUAGUGUAUUUUUUAAAAGUGCCAGAUUUUCAAGAAUUCUGGAUUGUUAAUGUCUGGAUUUAUGAGGUUAUACUGUACUAUGUUUUCUGGUAUUUAUUUUCAUAAAUAAGUAUUUUUAUAAUUAAUUAGUUGUAUUAUGAAUUGUUGCCAUAUUUUUAGUUUGCAGAGGCUUCAAAUUCUAUGUUGUCAAAAAACUUACCUGGGGGGGGGGAGGGGUUGGAAUAUGGAGGAAUGUUUCAGGAUUAAAGAACAGAUGCAUUAACUGUUCAUUUCUGAUAAAUGAAUGAAUGGUGAAACACUUCAGUUUUCCUAUUCUGACAUAUUCAAGAACAAUAUUUAACCUCAUGCUGAAAUGAAUAGAGAAGUUAAUCCCUUAGGCUGUCUCUGCACUUGGAAAGAUAAUGAAGUGUUGAUUUAUAGUCAUUCAGAUCAUGUUUCCAAUAUUAUUUUCUCAGUAAUAAGAAACAGGAUAUUUUAAUACCACAAUUUAUAUUCUGCACCACAUUUCACACCAACAGAAUGGUAGGAUAUGCUGCUACCUAUAUAGCGUGUAUCUUUCUGACAGCAUUUUUAAGCUAUUUUAUGCGACUGUUUGCUUCCAUGAAAUUCUAAUAUUUGUUUGUUUUGUAUAAACUUUAUAUGAAGUGAAUUCAUUUUAAGUGGGUAUAAAGUGUCAUGAUAUGGCAGCCUGUAAGGAAAAGACGAAAAUGCCAGUUACAGCAUCUAGAAUGGAUACAAUCAAUUUCAUUUUUCUUAUGAAGAAUGAACCCUGCUAGGUUUUGGCUGUACUGGAAAAAGCUUUCUUGUUUAGUUGUUUUGCUAAACCCUCACAGUGAUGCUGUAGCUUACAUAAUAGAAGAUAUUGAAAGCGUGUUCCACAGCCUUCUGACCUUAUUUGUGAAUGAAUCACCACCUAGAUUAAAAAUGGCUUUAAUCUAAUCUGUAAUGAAACUGGCAGUUAUCUCAGUGAACACAGCAACCCUAUCACAAUGUUUUUUCUGGUUUUAACACUGCUUUUAACUUCCUGUUGUGCUGUCUGAAAGCCUCAGCUGAUAUAGAAAGUGUAUUUUACUUGUUGAAAUUUAACAGCAUUCUGAUAUAUUUUGCUUAUGGCAAAAAAUAUUGUGCUUGCUGUAAGAACUUCCCCUAACCCCUACCAAAGACACAAUUUGUAGAACUUUAAACAGUUAAAGUAUUUUUGUUUUUUGUUUUUGUUUUUAUCAGAAAUGCAGCUAGGAUUUAUUUUCAUGUAUUUACUUUUUAAAAUAUUUUGAAUGGAACUGUAGUAUCCAUAUAAUUGGGAGACAUAUUUCACUGGCUGUAACCUAAAUGCAAUAAAAUGUAUGUUGUUGAGGUUUUCCAUACACGUUAAGCUUGUAAUAUUUGACUGGCACGCAGAUGUAUAGUAUAUUUUGUAAGAUAACAAAUGCCAUCUGCUCGAAAUGUAUCCCAUUUCAGAUGACAAGUGAAUUUUACCCUGUGAAUUAAAGUUGCUGCCUAAAUCUUUAAAA
Messenger RNA from Alligator mississippiensis (American alligator), 7025 nucleotides. It is a transcript of the gene FILIP1, whose product is annotated as filamin A interacting protein 1. Bases 489 to 4019 code for a protein of 1176 amino acids. Lineage: Eukaryota; Metazoa; Chordata; Crocodylia; Alligatoridae. The record is from RefSeq and is a predicted model, not a curated record. The transcript has 7 exons.